Molecule: messenger RNA, 324 nt
Organism: Cannabis sativa
Lineage: Eukaryota; Viridiplantae; Streptophyta; Magnoliopsida; Rosales; Cannabaceae
Exons: 3
Coding region: 1-324 (107 amino acids)
Source: RefSeq, a predicted model, not a curated record
AUGUUCUGGCGGCCUGGAAUGAAGAAUGAUGUCACAGAAUAUGUUGCUAAGUGUUUAACUUGUCAGAGAGUGAAAGAUGAACGCCAAAGGCCUGCAGUUGUCAUGUUUACAAAGUCAGUGCACUUUUUACCUGUUAAGACAAAUUUCUCUAUUGAUAAGUAUGCAGAACUCUAUCAGGCAACAAUCAGGAUGGUUCCUUAUGAACUACUUUAUGGAAGAAAAUGCAAAUCACCUAUUGACUGGGAUGAAUUAUGUGCGAGAAAGUUUUUGUGUCCUGAAGCUGUCCAGAGGACAAGUGAGGCAGUUGAUAAAAGCAGAGUGUGA